This is a messenger RNA of Aspergillus ochraceoroseus IBT 24754, 1098 nucleotides long. Its product is annotated as FPP/GGPP synthase family protein. Gene Ontology annotation, biological process: isoprenoid biosynthetic process. The record is from RefSeq and is a predicted model, not a curated record. Bases 1 to 1098 code for a protein of 365 amino acids. Lineage: Eukaryota; Fungi; Ascomycota; Eurotiomycetes; Eurotiales; Aspergillaceae. The transcript is spliced from 3 exons. Gene Ontology annotation, molecular function: prenyltransferase activity.
AUGACUUCAGAGUCCUAUUUCCAACCACCUAUGGCUAUCCCACCGCGAACAAGCUCUACAGACUGUCGGGAACGACUACAAACAAACACCAACAUGUCUCGUCGACACACGCGCAACCAGUCGAGCCUCGAUGGCACAAAAUACAAGGACGGGAAAUGGUCCCGUGAGAAUGAAAAGAUCAUCAUGGGCCCGUACGACUACAUGCUGCAGCACCCAGGCAAAGACCUACGACGACAGAUGAUCAACGCCUUUGAUUUAUGGCUAAAAGUCCCACCGGAGAGCCUCACUAUCAUCAACAAGGUGGUAGCUAUGCUUCACACCUCCUCCCUAUUAAUCGACGAUGUCGAAGACAACUCCAUCCUCCGCCGCGGAAUUCCUGUGGCCCAUAGCAUCUACGGCACCGCACAAACCAUCAACUCCGCCAACUACGUCUACUUCCUCGCCCUCCAGGAAGUGCAGAAACUCAAAAGCCCCAUCGCAAUCGACAUCUACGUCCAAGAACUCCUCAACCUCCACCGUGGCCAAGGCAUGGACCUAUUCUGGCGCGAUACCCUCACGUGCCCCAGCGAAGACGAAUACCUCGAGAUGGUAGGCAAUAAAACCGGCGGUCUCUUCCGACUUGCCGUAAAGCUGAUGCAGGCGGAAAGCACGACGGAAAAGGACUGCGUGAGCCUCGUCAACGUCAUGGGCCUGAUUUUCCAGAUCUGUGACGACUACCUGAACCUCUCUAGCGGGACAUAUACCAAGAACAAGGGGCUCUGCGAAGACCUUACGGAGGGCAAAUUCUCCUUCCCGAUUAUCCACAGCAUCCGCUCAAACCCGGGAAAUCACCAGCUGAUCAAUAUACUUCGACAGAAGACCCAGGAUGAGGAGGUGAAGCUUUACGCGCUUACCUAUAUGGAGAGCACCGGGAGCUUCAAGCAUACACAGAAGGUUGUGCGGGAGCUCCGUGAGCGGGCGUUGCAGCUGAUCGAUGAAAUUGAGAACAGUGGUCGUGGAAAACAGGUUGGGGGCCAGAACGACGGGGCCAUGGUCCGCGCUAUUCUGGAUAAAAUUACGGAGACGACAUUGAAAGAUAGGCAUGAAACAUCUGAAUGA